Phalaenopsis equestris is the source of this 1089-nucleotide messenger RNA. RefSeq names its product probable 2-oxoglutarate-dependent dioxygenase At5g05600. The transcript has 3 exons. The record is from RefSeq and is a predicted model, not a curated record. Lineage: Eukaryota; Viridiplantae; Streptophyta; Magnoliopsida; Asparagales; Orchidaceae. Bases 1 to 1089 code for a protein of 362 amino acids.
AUGAAUUAUAUCACGCAAGAAUGGCCCGACCCACUAGUGCAUGUACAAACCAUAUCUGAAAAUGGACUCAGUUCCAUACCACACGCAUACGUCAAACCCCCUGUUGAUCGACCAAAUCUUAAUAUCGCUUCAGAUGAGAUAAACCAGAGUUCAAAUCUGCCAAUUAUCGACAUAGAAUGCCUUCUGAAUGGCUCGGUAGAGUCAUCUGAGGAGACGAUGUCGGCGAUAUCAAGUGCAUGCAGAGAGUGGGGGUUCUUCCAGGUGGUGAACCAUGGAGUGAGUUACGAGCUAAUGGCGAAAGUCAGAGAAAUGUGGAGGGAAUUCUUUUACCUUCCCAUGGAGGAGAAGAUGAAUUAUGUAAACUCGCCGAUAACUCUCGAGGGUUAUGGUAGCCGGCUUGGGGUUAAGAAGGAUGCCAUUCUUGAUUGGGGAGAUUACUUCUUUUUGCAGGUGUUUCCUGAGAGUGUUAGGAGCUAUGAUAAGUGGCCAAAGGUCCCUACUCCUUUAUUGAGCGCAAUAACAGAAGAAUAUUCAAAAGCUAUGAUGAAUCUAUGCAAGUUACUUACACAGGUGUUGUCUACAAACCUAGGACUUGAUAAAACCUUUAUAUGGAAAGCCUUUGGUGAAGAAGAAAUAGGCUCGUCCAUUCGUGUCAACUACUACCCGAAAUGUCCUCAACCGGGUCUAACACUUAGCUUAUCUGCACAUUCUGACCCUGGAGGCUUAACAGUUCUCAUGCCGGAUUAUCGUGUUAAUGGGUUACAGGUGCGAAAGGAGGAUAAGUGGAUCACAGUGAAGCCUGUGGCUGAUGCCUUAAUAGUGAACCUCGGUGACCAAAUUCAGGUGCUGAGCAAUGCAAUAUACAAGAGCGUGGAGCAUCGUGUGACUGUUAAUUCGGCCGAAGAACGGCUUUCAGUAGCCUUUUUUUACAACCCAAAGGGUGAUGUACCAAUUGGACCGGCUCAAGAGCUUGUGAACCCGGUUCGACCCUCACUGUACAAAUCUACGACAUACGACACAUACAGAUUAUAUUUGAGGAAUGAAGGUCCGUGUGGGAAGUCAAAGAUUGAAACUCUGAGGGCUGACUAG